This is a messenger RNA of Artibeus jamaicensis (Jamaican fruit-eating bat), 1191 nucleotides long. Its product is annotated as aquaporin-6. Gene Ontology annotation, biological process: transmembrane transport. Lineage: Eukaryota; Metazoa; Chordata; Mammalia; Chiroptera; Phyllostomidae. The record is from RefSeq and is a predicted model, not a curated record. Gene Ontology annotation, cellular component: plasma membrane; apical plasma membrane. Gene Ontology annotation, molecular function: water channel activity; nitrate transmembrane transporter activity.
AUGGGUGCUGCCAUCUCCCUGCGCUGCACUACCCUGCCCGCCUCCAUCAGCGUGCAGUUAACACCAAAAGGCAGUAUAGGCAUGAAGAAGCCGUCCCCCACCCGCAAGUGCCAGCUCGGACCAGCAGGGGGAGACCUGGUCCACCGAAUACAAACUGCUGCGUUUCUCCGCAAGAAUCUUGGAUCUGGGCUCGAGCCCGAUGGGGACUGCCGGGGGCCUGUGUUCCAUGUGUUCUCGGAGAGACACACAAACCCCGCCAGCCCGCCCAGCGCGGUCCUGGGGCAGCAGUGCAGCGGAGGGGCUGCAGGUGGGAGCCAGCAAAGCCUGUCCACAGUGGGACAGCCGGAGCAGGCCGGGGCCUGGCCGGAGCAGGCCGGGGCCUGGACACCAGAGUGGAGUCAGGUGCUGGGGCCCCUGCUCUGGACGGCCAUCAGCAAGGCGCUUGCCGCGUUCCUGGCCACCGGGCCGUAUGUGUUCUUUGGUGUGGGUUCCGUCGCUCUGCCCUGGUCGCUGGCAUUUCCCUCUGUGCUGCAGAUCGCCAUCACCUUCAACCUGGUCACGCAGGUCACCUGGAAGUCCAGCAGGGCCCAUGUCAACCCUGCGGUGACGCGGGCUUACCUUGUGGGCUCCCAAAUCUCUCUGCCCCGUGCUGUGGCCUAUGUGGCUGCCCAGCUGGUAGGGGCCAUUGUGGGGGCUGCUCUGCUUUACAGGGUCACACCAGGGGACAUCCGAGAGACCCUUGGGGUCAAUGAGACCCGCAGCAGCGUCUCAACUGGCCAGGCGGUGGCAGUGGAGCUGGUUCUGACCCUGCAGAUGGUGCUCUGUGUCCUGGCGUCCACCUCCAGCUCCCCGGCCACCAUGAUUGGGGUCUCUGUGGCAUUGGGCCACCUCAUUGGAAUCUACUUCACUGGCCGUUCCAUGAACCCAGUGCUCCUUGGGAAGUUUGAAGUCCACUGGAUCUUCUGGGUGGGGCCCCUGACAGGGGCUGUCCUGGCCUUGCUGAUCUACAACUUCGUCCUGUUCCCUGACACCAAGACUCUGGCCCAGCAACUGGCCAUCCUCACAGGCACCGCAGAGGUGGGGAAAGUGGUGGAGGUGCAGCCCCGGAAAAAGGAAUCCCAGUUCAGCAGACACCCAAGUGCAGUGUGUGUCGGAAAAUAUGGAACUUGGCCCCAGCUCUCAGGCCUCUGA